CUGAGGUUGCUACCUUGACCAACCAAUUGCGAGGCUCCGUAGGCGAGACCCUGUGCCUGGCCGGGUUUGGGGGAUCCUGGGCCUGGAGGACUCUGCUGCGGUCACCGUGUCCCCGUGCCACCGCCGCCCGCUGCCCGGUCACGAUGGGAUUUAUCUUUUCAAAACCUAUGAAUGAAAACAUGAAAAAGCAGCAGGAGUUCAUGCUUACGAAUGCUCGACUUCAGCUGGAAAGGCAGCUAAUGAUGCAGAAUGAAAUGAGAGAAAGACAAAUGGCUUUGCAGAUUGCUUGGUCUCGGGAAUUCCUCAGAUAUUUUGGGACUUUUUUUGGCAUUGUAGCCAUCUCUGUAACAGCUGGAGCAAUAAAAAAGAAGAAGCCAGCUUUCCUCUUCCCUAUAGUUCCAUUAGGCUUCAUCUUCACCUACCAGUAUGACUUAGGCUAUGGAACCCUUCUACAAAGAAUGAAAGGUGAAGCUGAAAAUAUACUGGAAACAGAGAAGAGUAAGUUGCAGCUGCCAAGAGGAAUGAUUACUUUUGAAAGCCUUGAAAAAGCCAGAAGGGAACAAAGUAAAUUCUUCAUAGAAAAAUGAAAUCACAUUUAUGCACUGAAUCUCAAAACAGAACUGUUGAUUUGAAUCAUGGCUUUUACAGUUUUUUAAUGCUUGAGAUUUUGAUAUAAUGGAUUUUAUUUUAAAAUACUAAGAUGCAAGAUGAGCUUUGUUAAACUAUUUUAAAAUAAAAUUUAUAAUAUUCAACACAAAA
Messenger RNA from Manis pentadactyla (Chinese pangolin), 759 nucleotides. It is a transcript of the gene PLGRKT, whose product is annotated as plasminogen receptor with a C-terminal lysine. Gene Ontology annotation, cellular component: plasma membrane. The record is from RefSeq and is a predicted model, not a curated record. Gene Ontology annotation, biological process: positive regulation of plasminogen activation. Bases 144 to 587 code for a protein of 147 amino acids. NCBI's taxonomy places the organism in Eukaryota, Metazoa, Chordata, Mammalia, Pholidota, Manidae. The transcript has 5 exons.